AUGAUCCUUACACGGUUACCAAUACGAUCCGCAAGGAAGCAAUUGGAUGCUUCGGCAUGUCUGCUAUGUCAAUGGCGUUCAUUCACCACUACGUAUCCACGAUGGGACGAAAAGAAAGAGAUACCAUCGACGGCGCCAGAAACCCCGUCAGUAUUAGAUGAAGCUCCAAGAGCUUCGGGCAAGAAAGUUGAAGGCUUCACGCCCAAACCUUUAGAUCGAGCGAUUGGACUUCCAAAUCCACCAAGAGUAGGAGAGAAUAGUGGGAUAGAUACUAGGACAUUGAAACAAAAAAGAGAUGAUUUCGUCAAUUGGGACAAACAUCUCGAAAAGCGCAAGCAAUUGACGGCGGCAAUGUCCAAGCCAUAUUACAGAGAAUGGAGCAAUAUGAAAUAUCACAAGGGGAAAUCCUUCCUAGCACCACCUAGAAUCUUUAAAGCCGAUCGCGCGCUCUAUUUCCCAAACUUGACUGGUCGGACCUUAGAGCCAGACUCAACUCUAUAUGAAAACACCACACCCAUACUGCAGGGCAAGGUGUCGGUGGUGUCCGUAUUCAGUGGUGCAUGGGCAGAGAAUCAGGCGGCUACUUUUGCGUCCGAGAAGAGCAAUCCGGGCUUACAUGCGGUAGUGAGAAAAAAUAAAGGAUUGGCACAAAUGGUACAUAUCAACGUUGAGGAGAAUUAUCUGAGAGCUAUGCUCAUCAAGUUGUUUCGGCCGAGUUUAAGGAGAAAGCUACCGGAGUGGAUGUGGAAGAGGUAUUUUGUAGUCCAGAAGGGCUUUACGGAUGAAAUGAAAGAAUCUAUAGGGAUAUUAAAUAGUAAGGUCGGUUACACAUACAUCCUAGAUAGAGAAUGUAAGAUUAGAUGGGUGGGAAGUGGCCCUGCCGAGGAAUAUGAGAAGGAUGUUUUGGUCAAGAGUGUUUCCCGACUCUUGGAGGAUGCUAAGGCAACAUCGGAGCAGAAAAGACUUGAGCAGAGUGCACAGCAAUAUUGGGACGCUGCUGCUGCAAAGAAGGGAAGUAAAGAAGGUGCAGCAAAAGCAGACCGCCGAGCAUGA
Messenger RNA from Sclerotinia sclerotiorum 1980 UF-70, 1053 nucleotides. RefSeq lists its product as hypothetical. Lineage: Eukaryota; Fungi; Ascomycota; Leotiomycetes; Helotiales; Sclerotiniaceae. The record is from RefSeq and is a predicted model, not a curated record. The transcript has 2 exons. Gene Ontology annotation, biological process: mitochondrial proton-transporting ATP synthase complex assembly. The coding region runs from base 1 to 1053 and encodes 350 amino acids. Gene Ontology annotation, cellular component: mitochondrial inner membrane.